This is a messenger RNA of Lagopus muta (rock ptarmigan), 3573 nucleotides long. RefSeq names its product solute carrier family 66 member 2 (gene SLC66A2). The coding region runs from base 103 to 918 and encodes 271 amino acids. Gene Ontology annotation, cellular component: endosome; trans-Golgi network. Lineage: Eukaryota; Metazoa; Chordata; Aves; Galliformes; Phasianidae. The record is from RefSeq and is a predicted model, not a curated record. Gene Ontology annotation, biological process: phospholipid translocation; retrograde transport, endosome to Golgi. The transcript is spliced from 5 exons.
UGCCCGCAGGUCGCGGCCGGCUGAGGCGGGGCGCGGCCGCGGCGCCCGCCUGAAGCUCGGCGGAGGAGGCGCGGCGCUCCCCCGUUCCCGCCGCCGCCCGGCAUGGAGGCGGCCGGCCUGGAGUGGCUGCUGGGCCCGAUGCGGCAGCUGGCGUCGUGGGGCGCGGCGGCGGCCAUGGUGUUCGGCGGCGUGGUGCCCUACGUGCCCCAGUACCGCGACAUCAGGCGGACGCAGAACGCCGAGGGCUUCUCCACCUACGUGUGCUUAGUGCUGCUGGUCGCCAACAUCCUGCGGAUACUGUUCUGGUUUGGAAGGCGUUUUGAAUCCCCUCUUUUGUGGCAAAGCAUUAUCAUGAUCAUUACUAUGUUACUGAUGCUGAAACUGUGCACUGAAGUACGUGUGUCCAACGACCUGAACAUAAAGCGCCGCUCUUUUUCAGCUGCAGAUAGUAAGGAUGAAGAAAUUAAAGCACCUCCCAAGAGAUCUUACCUGGAUUUUGACUUGAACUAUUUUUGGCAUUGGAGCAAGUUUACAGACUACGUGCAGUGUGUCCUGACCUUCACUGGUGUCACCGGUUACAUCACUUACCUCUGGCUUGAUUCAUCUCUUUUUGUGGAAACCCUGGGCUUCCUUGCAGUUUUCACAGAGGCUAUGUUAGGCGUUCCUCAGCUCUACCGUAACUACCAGAAUAGGUCCACAGAAGGAAUGAGUGUCAAGAUGGUGCUGAUGUGGACCAGUGGGGACACUUUCAAGACUGUUUACUUCAUCUUGAAUCAGGCCCCGUUACAGUUCUCCAUCUGUGGACUCCUGCAGGUUUUUGUGGACAUGGCCAUCCUGCUGCAGGUUUACCUGUACAGCUCCUACCCUCAGAAGCCCACAUCCCACACCACACACCCUGCCAGCACCAAGGCUCUGUGAGACGUGCAGCAGGGUGGGCUGCAGGCCCAUGGAUGGCAUUUGAGAGUCAGCCACGUACCUUCUUUUCCACUUCUAAGUACUUCUGCAUUGCUGAGUUGAAGCAGAAAUGAGAAGAGAAUUGAAAAUCUGGCUGCGCUUCCAGCUCUGGAGGUUUUAUUUGAAAUAUCUUGCUCUCUGUUCUCAGACUUUGCUGUACAGAACUGUUUCCUGGUGGGAGGGGGGCACUAUUUUUGCAUAUGUACCUAUGAGCCUUAUCAGUUCACAUAUGUUUGUAUAUUAAUCACAAGGGCUAGGUGUUUUGUUUAUAAUGCUAUUUAAAAAAUGUUACCCCACAGAAGUUACAGGAUAUUUUGCCUGAAUCCAUCACCUAUUUAUAUAGUAUAAAGUCUGUAUACUGGUAGGAAGGUUGUGGCAUAUAUUAGCAUUCAUUAUCUCCACGAUGUAGGAAGAAGUGUUGAAGAGCAAAUGCAGCAGCUUUCUGUUUUUUUUUUCUUGAAGAAGGGUGUCGAGUAAGCAGAGAGGGGUAGGGAGAGAGGCACUGCAGAGAGGUGAGCAGCUGAGAACAAAGCUGUCGCAUGGAGAUCAGCAUGCGUUAAAGUGAGUGGUAGACACUGAUGCCUGCUCAGUGUGGCAGACAGAUACAUGGGGGUGAGGAAUGGGGUCUGCAUGUGGAUGAUGCUGCACCACACGUAAAGCAGGCACGGCCAGUUGAGUGGUGAGCCAUCAGGAGAUGCGAACAGGAGAUUGCAGGAGGGGCUGUAACUCAGUUCUGCGUUGAUGCAGCAAGAUUUGCAGACAGGCCAUGCCGUGCUCACGGUGCAGCACUGUCACAAACCCAGAGGCCAGUAGCCGUGCAUUGCCAGUAUUGCUAGGAGGUAGCUCUAGUUGGCAAAUGGGAGCCACUGAGUGUCUCUGCUUUCAUUGCCUCAGGGCAGGCAGUGACAAAGUCUGAAAGAGUCCUAUUCCUAUGAUCUCUAGUGGAACAGGACUAGCAUCUGACCACUUGAUUUGUGGAGGCUGGAAUUCACAUUUGUGCUGCUUAGCACCAGUUUGUACGUUCGGUGUUCCUGGCAUUGACCCAUGGAAGGGGUCCACAUUUUCAUUUUUCUGUUCUUAAGAUCUUCCAAUCUCUUAGCUUGGAAAACCCACAGUUAGAAAGAGGGACCGGGGCAGAGAGUUCAUUUAUAGUUCUUGUCUAUGCUGGCUGUUUGCCAGCGUAGGUCACCAUGCCCUUUCUGAGCACUGCACGUGUCUGGAAGCUGUGGGUGGUGUGUGACCUGCAGGGAACUGUGGCCAAGCCCCUAUGCUUCUGCCUAUUGCUGUAAGGAAACUGCAGUCAUUGGUGUGAGGCAGCUGCAGUGAGACCCCAGCCCAGCUGAGGUUUGCCUUCCUCCCAGCAAGACCCCCUCCCUGCUGCUGGCAAGCCCUGGGUGAGUGCAGGCACAGCAAGAGGGAUGGGGCAGGUUCUUGACAAUAGGUUUGUUUUUUUCUCUCCAAGAUUAGUGUAAGAGCUUAUGUUUUUUUUAUUGAUGGCACCAAGUCUGAGAUUUAAUACCUUCAGUGUAUAAAUUAGGUAUUUUCCCUACACUAUUUUAUUUGGGACUCAUGACCUGAGUCUGGACUGUCUUCAGGAGUGGCAAGCCAUCCUCUGGGGCAGCAGUUUGACACUGGGUUGGAAAUGCCCGUCGCAAGGCAGGGAGCAGUAGGCAGCCCUGCAGGCAGUGCCUCCUGGCAGAGCUGAGCCCAUCGCUCCCAGCUGCCCAGGCUGCCGUCAGGGCUCCUGAUGCAUGUGCCAUCUUGGCAUGGGCGCGCUGCUGGCUGAGAGCAGAGGUCGUGCUUGGAGGCUGAGCCACCCUUCCUUCAGUGGGGCGCUGUGGAUGGGGGAGGAAAGGGGUCCCUCAGGAACCUGCUGUCCAACAGAAGUGGCUGAGCAGAGCUGUUCUGAGGGCUGGCCCAGCUGCUUUGCCUGGCUGCUGCCUCCACGCUCCCUGUUUGACACCCUACUCUUCUAGGCCUGAAGUGACCUUACAGUGACAAUGUACCCUGGCAUGGUAGACUAUGAAUGUUUUGUUUCCCCUUGCCCUCCAAUGUUCUGAUUGCAUUUAAAGAACAGCUUGGCUUUUCUCUUUUUUAAUCAAAAACAUAAUUAACAACUGGCGUCUCCGAUAUGCUGCUUUAAUGACGAUUGUAUUUCUACUGUAUGCAAACGAACACUUUCCUGUGUGUUUUAAUGGUCUGGGUUUUGGUUGUUGGUUUUUUUUUUUAUUAAAUGAUUAGAAUUUUUGUAUAUCCUAGUCUUUUUCUAAUCUAUGAAAUGGGGAUAUCAGAAAUACAUUGGUAUUAAGAAAAAUGGUUCUGUAUGUGAUAGCUUCACUUGGGAAUGCAUACUUUUGGCCACCUCUUUGAAUUUGAACUGUAGGUAUUACUGAUAAAAGAACUUGUUCUUUUCUUAUGGGACUCCUCCCUGGGCAGAGUCCUGAGUCUGUCGUCAGUACCCAGACCGGUCUCAUUCACAGCAGAGCUGCAAAUACUGGAAGAGAAGCCAGUGAAAACACAUCUAUCUUCUGUGUAUGGCAUUGAAUAAGGUAGGACUCUUGGCCAGGAACUCCUGAAUAUCACUUUGCAAGAUACAUUACAGACAGAAUGUUACAGAAC